Messenger RNA from Actinia tenebrosa (Australian red waratah sea anemone), 1742 nucleotides. RefSeq names its product digestive cysteine proteinase 2. The record is from RefSeq and is a predicted model, not a curated record. Lineage: Eukaryota; Metazoa; Cnidaria; Anthozoa; Actiniaria; Actiniidae. Gene Ontology annotation, molecular function: cysteine-type peptidase activity. Gene Ontology annotation, biological process: proteolysis.
CUAGUCAUGUGUUUUGAAGCUGAAAGAAUCAGCAGAGCAACGAUGUGGAAGAUUUGUGUUGUUGUUGGCUUCAUAGCCUCUAGCUUUGCUGUUGCCAAACCUACCAUCUCUAAAGAGCCCCCAGUAUGGCCAAAAGCGUAUACUGUAACUGGAGUCCUGUAUUUACCAUACGCGGAGAUCAAGGAACCCUUUCAAGCUUGGUACGAUGCUGGGAAUAAGAGGAGUAGGAUCGACUAUUAUGGAGGUAUGGAUUCAACAUACCAAAGAGGAGAUGUACUGUCAUAUGGUUCCUCCUAUAGGAUUUGUCCAGAGACGACAGAAACAUACAAAAAUGUUAGAAAAUGCUUCCAAACUAAUGGAACUACAGCAGGUCCAGUAGUACAACAAUCUGUGCUUCCAGACUUAAGCAAAUUUACAUUUAUGGGUAACACAACUUACGGAGAGGUUAGUUGCUUGGCCUGGGAGUACAUUAUGUAUGAAGGUCACAAGAAAAACAAGUACACAAUGCAUGUGUCAAUGGAUGACACCCUUACACCCAUCCAUUACGAGAUGCUUGGCUUUGAUUCUCUCUUGGGUUCACAUUAUGAUAAAUAUGAAAUAGUUUAUGCAGACUACAGUGCUGAAACACCAUCACCAAAUGUGUUUGAAAUUCCAGAAGGUAUGGUGUGCACUGGAUUUCCUGGACCAGGUGAUGAGGCUACCAUUAUCGCAAACCCUAUGCAGGAAUUCAUUGAACCAGAGGGAAGGAAUAUUAUGCACAGUGUUUUUGAUAACUUUCUUAAAAACCAUCCCAAGGAUUAUGCUGAUAAACGGGAAUAUCAUCAUCGUCGUGAAACAUUUAGGCAAAACUUGAGAUUUAUUCAUUCCAAAAAUCGUCAACAUGCUGGCUUCUACCUUGCAAUGAAUCACCUUGGUGACAGAACUGAUAAAGAAUUGAAGGUUUUGAGAGGAAGAAGGACAAGUAAAGGAUACAAUGGGGGUUUGCCCUACAAACCCGACUUGUCAAAACUAAAGGAUGUUCCAGAUCAUAUAGAUUGGAAUAUUAGAGGAGCAGUAACCCCUGUCAAAGACCAAGCUGUGUGUGGCUCAUGUUGGAGUUUUGGUUCUACUGGUGCCAUUGAAGGAGCUCUUUUUAUGAAGACUAAGAAUCUUACAAGAUUGUCCCAACAAAACUUGAUGGACUGUACCUGGGGAUAUGGCAAUAAUGGAUGUGAUGGUGGAGAGGAGUUCAGAUCUUAUCAGUGGGUGAUAAAACACAAAGGAAUUGCUACUGAAGAAAGCUAUGGACAGUACCUUGCACAGGAUGGAUACUGUCAUUUUGAGUCUGCCAAAGUUGGGGCACAGAUCACAGGUUAUGUUAAUGUUACUUCUGGUGAUCUGAAUGCUCUGAAGCUUGCUAUAGCUCAGCAGGGUCCUGUGGCAGUUGGUAUUGAUGCAUCUCAUCGGUCUUUCUCAUUUUAUUCUUAUGGUGUUUACUAUGAUCCCAAAUGUGGAAAUACACCAGCUGACCUUGAUCAUGCAGUUCUUGCUGUUGGCUAUGGAACUAUGGAUGGUAAACCCUACUGGCUGAUAAAAAAUUCUUGGUCAACUCACUGGGGCAAUAAUGGAUAUGUUCUCAUGUCACAGAAGGACAACAACUGUGGUGUAGCUACGGAUGCAACGUUUGUGAUAAUGUAAUUGGUGUCUCAGAUAACGACCUAUCUGAUGUAAUAGGGACGAUGUAGUAAUCAACAAAACAAAAA